Molecule: messenger RNA, 1539 nt
Organism: Fraxinus pennsylvanica
Lineage: Eukaryota; Viridiplantae; Streptophyta; Magnoliopsida; Lamiales; Oleaceae
Source: the annotation of a GenBank genome assembly
AUGGCAGAUCCAAAUCCAUCACUCCUACAAAGAGACCCUACAGAAUCUGAAUCUCCACGAAUCGUGGAACAACAGCUAUCCCUAGAUGACAUGAUUGAACAUUGCAUCGGGGAUUGCAGGUGGAGACAAUUAUUCCAAGCCACUAUUGCAUCCUUUGCCUGUUUCUUCGAUGCACAACAAAGCUUCGUCAGUGUUUUUACGGAUGCUGAGCCGACAUGGCACUGCACUUCACCCAGCAAUUCGUCGUGCAAGAAUAUCUGCCAAAUUCCAAGAGAUUCUUGGAACUGGGAUUUGCCCGCUCACACGUCCAUCAUCUCCGAGUGGUCCCUUGAGUGUUCCGGCUCCAUCAUCACUGGCCUCCUGACUUCGUCCUUCUUUCUGGGCUGCCUCAUCGGUGGAUUUGUCCUUGCAACUUUGGCGGACUCCGCUUUGGGCCGGAAGAACAUGCUUGUUCUAUCUUGCCUGCUCAUGUCUCUACCUGGAGUCUUAACCACAUUCUCCACCAACUUAUGGAUGUAUACCACUUUGAGAUUUAUUAGUGGGUUUGGUAGGUCAACAAUUGUCACCUGUGCACUUGUUUUGUCAACAGAACUUGUUGGGAAAAAAUGGAGAGGAAAAGUUGGGGUCAUCGGAAUCAUCUGUUUUACUCUAGGUUUUCUAUCUUUACCUGGUAUUGCCUUUCUGAACAGAGGUUCCUCAUGGAGACUCCUCUACCUGUGGACUUGCAUUCCUUCAAUUGUUUAUUCUGUAUUAUUGUAUUUUCUAGUUUGCGAAUCUCCCCGAUGGCUUUAUAUCAAAGGCCGGAAAGAAGAAUUCGCCAAAACACUGAGAAGCAUUGCUGCACCCGCGAUUCUGAGAAACUUAACCGACAGCUUCUUCGAUAGGUGCGUUAAGUGGGAAGAUGAAUUGCAAGUAACAAACUUUUACUCUACGAUAAAGAUCUUGUUGCAAAAAUCUUGGGCUCUUCGGCGUCUUGCGUCGGUUAUGUUGGUUGGCUUCGGAGCUGGCAUGAUUUAUUAUGGAAUGCCAUUAGGCCUUGGCAACUUGACAUUUGACCUAUACUGGAGUGUGGCACUAAAUGCAUUUAUAGAAUUUCCAGCAUCCUUGCUUAUAUUCUUUCUUAUUGGGAGACUGAACAGGAAAUUUUCAGUGAUUGGAUUCGCUCUGUUGAGUGGAAUUUGUAGUGUAACGUGUGUGUUGGUUAGGUGGAAAGGGUUGCAGAUCGGACUAGAACUGGUAUCAUUUUUCAGCGCUGUUACUGCAUUCAAUGUGGUGCUAAUUUAUACAUUGGAGUUGUUUCCGACAUGCGUGAGGAACUCGGCUAUGUCAAUGUUGAGGCAGGCAGCGCUGUUUGGUGGGCUUUUUGGACCAGUCAUAGCUGCAACCGGCAGAAAGAAUGGGCUGCUUUCAUAUGGGAUAUUCGGGAUAACAAUAGCUGUGUGUGGAUUGUUCGUUGCAUUCUUACCAGAAACAAGGGGAAGGGCAUUUUGCGAUACCAUCGAUGAAGAGGAACGAAGGAAUGGAGCAAUCAGUAAUUGA